AUGUACCAAAUAAGUGAUUCAGAGGAUCUACCAGAGAAUCUUUACGUCAACGACGGGGGAUUCGAAGAUGACGAAGAAGCACGUGUACUUGCGCAGCCCAUUGUUGUAGGUUACGUUUUCGGGCCCAAGAAAAUGAGUACAAUGGGGGUCGUCAUGGCUGAAGCUUCAAAAACAAAGUUGUGUACCGACGCCGGGUUUAGCUCGCAGACUUCCGUUAAAAGUGGCCGUCGCGAAGAUGAUUACCGAAAAUUCCUGCCAAGUACAAAAAGUUCCGGCUUAACCCAAGCAAGUCUGGUUUCCCAUGAGCAGCAUCGUCAGAGUCUGGAACUCAGCAGCCACACUAUAGCAUUGGAAGGAAGCUGCCAAAGUGCAACCUCCUCAAGAUGUGACAAAACAGGUCAUGACAAGAAGCAAGCCAUAGUUUUUACAAUAGGAGAAAACUCCUACAAAGAGGGUAUUGGCCUUCAGAAUAUUGUCCGGUAUUUUCAGUCGUCGUGCUCUUCAAUCGCUGACGGUUCGGAGUCGACUGGAACAUGUACCGCUUCUACAUCGGGAAGUCAUUUCACUGCGAACACUACCCGUCCCAUUUCUAGCUCAGCAUCAUCACGCAUAGGAUCCCAGCACUAUCAGGUCCGAGUUUCUUUUGUCCCUCUAGACCCAGAGCUUCCUCUUGAAGAACAGCACGGGGGGAAAAUGGAUAUCAUUCUUCACAAGCUCACCGAAGAUAUUUUAUGUCUUUCACAGCUUACUUUGGAGCAUCCGCAACUCAAGAGCCAAAUAGCGUAUAGCUCAUUUGCCGACAUUAUUAGAGACGGCAAUCUUUGCAUCAACACUAACGAGCAGGCAGCCUUACGACGGGUUCAUCGACUUUGCCAGUUUCAAAAGGAUCAUCCAGAGUGCUGCCUCGUAGAUAAUCCGGUUUCUGUACAGACCCUCAUGUCACGGGCCGAUAUUGCAGACACCCUGAAACGUUGCCUUCGAAGCGUUCAAUCGACAAGUGGGAUACCGGUGACAUCACCAAACUAUGCCGUGAUUGAUGCCAAGGUGCAAAGGGGUACUACUCAUUCUAUUGCUGGUAGCAUUAGAGACGCCAAGGUUUCUUUCCCUGUUAUUGUGAAGCCUCUAACAGCAGCUGGGACAAAGGGCAGUCACGCCUUGGCAGUGCUAAUGGAUGCGUCAGCAUUGGAUCGUAUUGCAGACAAAGUGCCCUGUCUGUGUCAAGAAUAUUUAAACCACGAUGCUUUCUUGUACAAAGUAUACGUAAUGGGUGAUCUUGUCAGCGUCCACAAGCGACGAUCGCUCCCAAAUUUGCCUAAGGAUCGAGUCAGCAGCUACAGCUACGUUGAUUUCGACUCGCAACGGCCCUAUCCUCGUCUGUCAGAAUUUGGCUACGCAAAAACUUGUGAAGUACCCGUGACGCACAGCUAUCAUGGAGAGAAGCGAAGGAGAUCAUUAGAGACAGAGCCGUUGGGAGGAAGACAUAUGCCUCUACGGCCAGUCGUAAGCAAAGAAGAGGUUCAACCGAUAGUGGAUGCUCUCAAAGCAGCCUUCGGACUAGAGCUUUUUGGGUUUGAUGUGUUGGUGACCUCGCCACGGCAAGCUGAUUUAUUGGAACGGCACAUGCUUGUCGUCGAUGUCAACUAUUUUCCAUCCUAUAAGGAAGUACCCAAUUUUCCCGCGCUUCUCGCCCAGUAUCUGACCAAUCGAGCGAUACAAAGUAGGCAGCGAAUUGCGGGGCAGGCCAAUUUCAAAAAUUUCAAUAGCUAG
Phaeodactylum tricornutum CCAP 1055/1 is the source of this 1767-nucleotide messenger RNA. RefSeq lists its product with no specific name. The record is from RefSeq and is a predicted model, not a curated record. The coding region runs from base 1 to 1767 and encodes 588 amino acids. Gene Ontology annotation, molecular function: inositol-3,4,5,6-tetrakisphosphate 1-kinase activity; magnesium ion binding; ATP binding. Gene Ontology annotation, cellular component: cytoplasm. NCBI's taxonomy places the organism in Eukaryota, Bacillariophyta, Bacillariophyceae, Surirellales, Neidiaceae. Gene Ontology annotation, biological process: inositol trisphosphate metabolic process. The transcript has a single exon.